AUGAGUGAUAAUGACGUAAACAGUGACCGUUCGCCUACUUUGACUCCGCCUAGAAAAUUACCCAAAAAAGGUGCUUGGACAAGAAAAAAGGAAGGUAACGCAUUAUCGCAACAUCGUGUACAAAAUUUUAGACAGCAAUGGUUAAACGACCCGACUUUUAAAGACUGGCUUUUGCCAGACACCAAUGAUUUAAUAAAAGCUAAAUGUGUAUAUUGCCCGGGAACAUCAAUGGUAGCUGAACUAUCCAAUUUAAAAACUCAUGCCUCUACCAAGAAACACCUAGGCAACAAACCCGGAUCCAGUGGAAAAACACAAACAUUAACAUCGCUUGGAUUCCAAAGAGGUAUAACUCCACAAAAUAGAGAAAAAGCUCGUGCAGAAAUUAAACUUUCUGCUUUUUUUGCGGAGCACAAUAUUGCAUUCUCGGUUGCUGACCAUUUGACAGAUUUAUUAAAAGAAGUUGUGACGGAUUCUAAAUUAAUCAAGGAAAUUGAACUUAAACGAACCAAAAUUACAGGUGUGAUAAAGAACGUUCUCGGAGAAGGUCAUAAGGCAGAUUUAGCCCAAAAACUACAAAAAAAUCAGUUUUCGGUGAUGACGGACGAGACGACCGAUGUUUCUACGGUCAAAACUGCUUGCGUUGUGGUACGCUAUUUUGAUCAAGAAGCUCAAAAGAUAUGUAGCGCAUUUUGGGAGCUGUACAAAGUUUUAAGGAAACACCUGAUGCUGUUGAUAUUCCUACUGCCAAUGCCGAGAAUUUAUACAGAGCUCUUAUUGAUUCAUUUACUAACCGUAAUGUUCCAUUAA
This is a messenger RNA of Parnassius apollo (apollo), 807 nucleotides long. The record is from the annotation of a GenBank genome assembly. NCBI's taxonomy places the organism in Eukaryota, Metazoa, Arthropoda, Insecta, Lepidoptera, Papilionidae.